Molecule: messenger RNA, 2386 nt
Organism: Prorocentrum cordatum
Lineage: Eukaryota; Dinophyceae; Prorocentrales; Prorocentraceae
Source: the annotation of a GenBank genome assembly
ACCGUGGUGGAAUCAUGCAGAGGCGCGGCAGUGUGCGAAGUGCAAGCUGGGCAAGGGACUGGUCUUCCACAGCGUGCGCCAGCCCGCGGCCCCCUCCCAGCGGAAGAAGGGCAAUCAGGGCGGCAGCGGCAACGGCUACUGGGACGACUCCGUCAAGGUGGCCAAGCUCAAGUCCGAGCUCGCCGAGGCCCGCAAGCGGCUUGCCGCUGUGCAGAGGCCGCCGCCUGGCGGGGAGGACGUGCAGAUGGAGCCGGCCGCGGACGGAGACGGCCCCGAGUCCGUCGCCAAGGACAGGCUACGCGAGGUCGGCGACCUCAUCGGCAAGCUCAAGGGCAUCACCGAGCCGUCGGUCGUGGCCACGCGCGACAAGCUGCUGGCCGAGCAGGCCGAGCUGCGGGCUAGGGUGGCGGAGUCCCGACCGCUCGGACAGCGCUUGCGCGAGAUGGGAACUCAGUUCACCAGGCUGCAGAAGCUGCGCGACGACCAGCAGACCAAGCUCGAUGGGCUGCAGGCGCAGUUGCGCGACCUGCAGGAGAAGGAACGGCUCACUCGGGACAAGCUGGCGGCCCUCGACGCUAGCAUGGAGGAGCUGGACCAGGAGCGCAAGAGGCUUCAAGGGCAGGUUCCGACGCCUGGCGACAAGGCGUCGCUCGACGAGCCGAUCAAGGGGGUUGGUGCCACGCUCGAGGGCCUCGGGAUCUUGCUCCAGAGCCUGGGCGCCGAUCACCAGCUGUCGGGCAGCCUCACGGCGAGCUUCCAGGAGCUGCAGAGGUUGCAGGAGGAGGAGGCGGCAAAGUUGGCUGCCCAGAAGGCGCAGGCGGAUGCUGGGGCCGAGGCUGGUCCCGACGUCGAGCAGGCCGAGCGGCAGGACGACGCGGCAGCGCCUCGCACACCACAGCCAUCUGCCUUCUCCGACGACCCUGAGUUCAUGGAGGAAGUCGUUGCGGCUGGGGGCGAGAAGCACAGGCUGGAGGAGAUCUUCAUGCGUUGGGGUGCCAAGGAACAUCAUGCCAAGGCCGAGGGCGAUGCUUUGGCGAAGUUGCAGAAUAAAGUAAGAGCUGCUGGGUACCAUGGUAUAUGGGAGCCCGCCCUACCUGGGCAGGGAGUUGGCAGCAGAGGCGGGGUUGCGGUGCUGGCCCCGCUGCGGGUGGUCAUCACCAAACCCCCAGGCCUGGACAGUCACGUGCUGCAGGAAGGCAGGAUGAUGGCGGCCCACGUCCACGCUGGGGUGAAGGGCGGCUUCGUCAUGCUGUCGUGCUAUUUCAUUGUGGACGUCAAGCUGUCGCCCGAGAACCUGGCCAUGCUGUACAAGCUGUACCAGUAUGUCAGGUCGCUGGAGGCCAUGGGUGUUCCGUGGAUCGUAGGAGGCGACUUCAACAUGGAGGUAGGCGAGCUCGGCCCGUUGUCCUGGCUCCAGUCGGCCAAUGGCGUGGUGCUGGCGCCGAGAGAGCCGACUUGUCUUCAGAGCCUUCCUGGCCGCACCAUUGACAUGUUCAUGGUUUCUUGCCGUUUGCUGCCUCGCGUUCGGCAACCAGUGGUCGUCGACGCGGAGACGUGGCCGCAUCUACCAGUGACCAUGGAGCUCUCCGCCACGGCUUUUGACGCGAAGGUCAGGAGGCUUGUCGAGCCACGCGGCUUUCGGAGGCCGCCUGCGGCGGGGUGCGCGAGGUUCCCCCCCGACUGGGACCCGACCUUGGCGAUCAUCCAGAGCGCGUCGCACAGCGAGGGCAUCACCAGGGCCUGGGACGUCGUGCUCAGCGGCAUCGAGUUCGAGCUGCGGGGCCGCUACGACGUCGUGAAGGACGUGGCGGGGUACUCCACGGUGCCAGGCCCCCCGACCUUCGAGCUGGCGAGUUUUCACCCUGUCGUGAAAGGUGCCUGGAGCAGGAGGUCGGCGGACACCCAGGCCUGGGCGCAGGCUGCGCGCUGGGCUCGUCACCUCAGGAGGGUUCGAGUGGCCUUGCAGAGCUUCGUGCUCCAGCUACGCCCGCAGCAGGUCUUCGAGCUCGGCAGCGUCGGCGAGGCGCACGUCGACGGUGUGCCUGGCCUGGGCGAUGGGGCACCCCCUGCUGCGGAGGACCUAUCGUGGGACGCCGUGCACUCCAAGGCGGCGCGCCACCUGCUGGAGUGCGAGAAUUUCUUCCAGAGAAUCUGGCGGAGGAAGGGAGUCUGGCCGCACCUGGACGCCGAAGCCGUCGGCUUCUUCUCGCGUGGCAUACUUGCCUUAGCGCAGGCAGACUUCGAGCAGCAGGUCGACCGCAUCCUGAGUAUCUCCUCCGAUGCUGAGGCCAAGCAUGAGAAGGCCGUGAUGCAGAGCUGGAGGCAGUGGGCGCAGGCAGCUUUUGCGGCUGGAGCCAAGGGAGCUCACCGAUUCAUGAAGCCCAAG